AUGAAUGGUCAUGGGCAGUUUCAGGUGAAGAAAUGGAGCGCUGUUGCGCUUUGGGCGUGGGACAUCCAGGUUGAUAACUGUGCUAUUUGUCGUAAUCAUAUUAUGGACUUAUGUAUAGAGUGUCAGGCAAACCAGAGUACGGGUCAAAAGGAAGAGUGUACUGUCGCUUGGGGAAAUUGUAACCAUGCGUUUCAUUUCCAUUGUAUUUCUCGUUGGCUUAAAACCCGUCAGGUUUGUCCUCUUGAUAACAGGGAAUGGGAAUUCCAAAAAUAUGGCCACUGA
Molecule: messenger RNA, 282 nt
Organism: Angiostrongylus costaricensis
Lineage: Eukaryota; Metazoa; Nematoda; Chromadorea; Rhabditida; Metastrongylidae
Source: the annotation of a GenBank genome assembly